Molecule: messenger RNA, 2340 nt
Organism: Opisthocomus hoazin
Lineage: Eukaryota; Metazoa; Chordata; Aves; Opisthocomiformes; Opisthocomidae
Gene: ITGB3
Product: integrin subunit beta 3
Biological process (GO): integrin-mediated signaling pathway; cell migration; platelet aggregation
Cellular component (GO): integrin complex; synapse; cell surface
Molecular function (GO): integrin binding; fibrinogen binding; fibronectin binding
Source: RefSeq, a predicted model, not a curated record
AUGGGAAAACUCUGCGUGGUUCUCGGGAUCCUCGUGCUCUGCGCUGCUGGUGGCUGGGGGGGUAACAUCUGCACCACCCGUGGGGUGAGCUCCUGCAAACAGUGCCUGGCUGUGAGCCCCCUCUGCGCCUGGUGCUCUGCAGAGGUCUUGGAGCAAUCUUUCCCCCGGUGCGACCUGUAUAUCAACCUCCUGCAAAACGGCUGUGAACAGGACCACAUCGAGUUCCCCACCAGCACCGUAACCGUCCUGGAGGACCGAACCCUCAGCGACAAGGGCUCAGGGAGCUCCACCACCACCCAGAUGAGCCCCCAGAAAAUACAGCUGAACCUGCGGCCGGACGACUCCCAGAUCUUUCGUGUCCAAGUGCGUCAAGUGGAAGACUACCCUGUGGACAUCUACUACCUGAUGGACCUCUCCAACUCCAUGAAGGAUGACCUGCGGAACAUCCAGAACCUGGGCACCAAGCUGGCCAGUGAGAUGCGGAAGCUCACCAGCAACCUACGCAUCGGCUUUGGGGCCUUUGUGGACAAGCCCAUUUCCCCCUAUAUGUAUAUCUCUCCUCCGGAAGCCAUCACAAACCCUUGCUAUGAGAUUGGGGAAACCUGUCUGCCCAUGUUUGGCUACAAACAUGUCCUGUCGCUCACGGACGAGGUGACCCGCUUCAACGAGGAGGUGCGGAAGCAGAGUGUCUCACGGAACCGUGACGCACCCGAGGGCGGCUUUGAUGCCAUCAUCCAGGCCACCGUGUGCGAUGAGAAAAUCGGCUGGAGAAACGACGCUUCCCACCUGCUCGUCUUCACCACGGAUGCCAAGACCCACAUCGCGCUGGACGGCAGGCUGGCUGGCAUCGUGCAGCCCAACGAUGCCCAGUGCCAUAUUGACAAGGACAAUUUCUACUCUGCCUCCACCACACUGGACUAUCCCUCUCUGGGCCUGAUGACUGAGAAACUCUCGCAGAAGAACAUCAAUUUGAUCUUUGCUGUGACAGAUACGGUUGUUGGCCUCUACCAGAACUACAGUGAGCUGAUCCCAGGCACAACCGUGGGCACCUUGUCCAGAGACUCCAGCAAUGUCCUGCAGCUCAUAGUGGACUCCUACGGGAAAAUCCGCUCCAAGGUGGAGCUGGAGGUGCGUGACCUGCCUGAAGAGCUGUCCCUGGCCUUCAAUGCCACCUGCCUCAAUGAUGAGGUCAUUCCCGGGCUCAAGUCUUGCAUGGGGCUCAAGAUCGGGGACACGGUGAGCUUCAGCAUCGAGGCCAAGGUGCGGGGGUGCCCACGGGAGCAGCAGAAAUCCUUCACCAUCAAACCCGUGGGCUUCAAGGACAGCCUGACGGUGGUGGUGAACUUCAACUGCGACUGCUCCUGCGAGAGUCAAGCCGAGUCCAACAGCUCGUCCUGCAGCCGGGGCACGCUGGAGUGCGGCGUGUGCCGCUGCAACCCCGGGCGCCUGGGCUCGCACUGCGAGUGCUCGGAGGAGGAGUACAACCCCUCGCAGCAGGACAGCUGCAGCCCCCGGCCAGGCCAGCCCCUCUGCAGCCAGCGCGGCGAGUGCAUCUGCGGGCAGUGCGUGUGCCACAGCAGCGACUUCGGGAAGGUGACGGGCAAGUACUGCGAGUGCGACGACUUCUCCUGCGUCCGCUUCAAGGGCCAGAUGUGCUCAGGCCACGGGCAGUGCAGCUGCGGGGACUGUCUGUGUGACUCGGACUGGACUGGUGACUACUGCAACUGCACCACCCGCACCGACACGUGCAUGUCCAGCAACGGGCUGGUCUGCAGCGGCCACGGCUGCUGCCUCUGCGGCAAGUGCGACUGCACCCAGCCCGGCUCCUACGGCGACACCUGCGAGAAGUGUCCCACGUGCCCAGAUGCCUGCACCAUCAAAAAGGAGUGCGUGGAGUGCAAGAAGUUUGAGCGGGGAGCGCUGGUGGAGCAGCAGUCCUGCAGCCGCAUGUGCCGCGACGAGAUCGAGACCGUGCAGGAACUGGGUGACAGGGGCAAGGACGCUGUGAACUGCACCUACAAGGACGAGGACGACUGCGUGGUGCGGUUCCAGUACUACGAGGACUCCAGCGGCAAGUCCAUCCUCUACGUUAUCGAGGAGCCAGACUGCCCAAAGGGGCCGGACGUCCUGGUGGUCCUGCUCUCGGUCACAGGUGCCAUCCUGCUCAUCGGCCUCGCUGCCCUCCUCAUCUGGAAGCUCCUCAUCACCAUCCACGACCGCCGGGAGUUUGCCCGUUUUGAGGAGGAGAAGGCCAGGGCCAAAUGGGACAUGGGCCACAACCCUUUAUACAAAGAGGCGACGUCUACCUUCACCAACAUCACGUACCGCGGGAACAUGUAA